AUGGCGGACGUCAAGGAUCGGUUGAAUGAGAUCACCACCUCCGAGACCUCAGACAAAGGUGAACGCUAUUACAACCCUUGGCAUCGAGAUCAACGCUGGCGUGAUUGGGAGGAAACCCCUUUUGAAGAGCAGGCUCUUCAGACCCUAUGGGAUGAACAGCUCAAUCAUCAUCAUGGAGCAUCCAAAGGUACAGUGUUGCAACAACAUUGGGUUGAGACCGCAGAUCCUUGGUACAAUGCUGCGUGGCACGAGUCCUCGUGGGAUACUGAGGAUUGGCAUGAGUCGGAUUGGCACUCCAUGGACCAAUUUGGGGCAUGGCCUCAAGCUGUCAACGACCCAGUGGAUAACACUGCAACCACUGAUGAUGAUCCUGAACUCCAAGAAGCUUUGGAGGCUGAGAAGGCCGCAGAGGCCUUAGCAGUUGAAGCUCGUCGAACCUGGUCGCAAGCUCAGCAGGCUACAACAGCCCUUCGACGUGACCGUGGUUUUGGACAGUUUGCUGGAACCUCAUCCUCAAAAGGUGGCAAGGGAUCCAUCCGUUGUCACAUUUGUUCAGGUCCUCAUUUUGCUCGUGAUUGUCCUGACCGUCAACAUCCACAGUACCGCAAGGGUGGUGGAAAGCAGUUGAGUCCAGCUGAGCUGGACGCCUACCUCUUCAAGGGCAAGGGGAAAGGCAUGCGAAAAGGGAAGGAUCAAAUGAUGUCCUCAUGGGAGGAUUCCUACAUGGCGCCUUGGGAUGUGAUGUACACCCAGAAGGGCAAGAACAAGAAUGCUGGCAAGGGCGGAAAGCUUCGUUCCACCGUCAAUGUCUACGGCAUGGACUAUGGUGGGAUGGAUUUUAGCAUGAUGGAGCUCCACACGCUUGAGUUCCAUGAGACGAUGGAAGCAGUUCCUUUGGAGCUCUACACCUCCAAUGAGACUCCAGCUCCUCGAGCCAUCCCUGAAGGAUUUGGCAUGUUGGAUUGCGGGGCUACGGCCUCGGCUGGACCUGAAGCUUCUGUCAAAAAGUUGAUCGCCAAGCUGCGUGAAAGUGAUCCACAGUUGAAGGUCACCAUCGAUGUGGAACGAAGACCCUUUUUCAGGUAUGGUUCAGGUCGUUGGGGACAGGCCAUGUACUUUGCCUCCAUCAGCGCCUCCACGAACCCCAACGAGUCCUUUGAGGUGUUUGCCCUGCCGAAUCCCACGGAGUAUUACCAGAAGUCCUUCAAAGACUAUAUGCUGGUCCCAAUUCUUGUCGGUAUGGAUUUCCUCACCAAGGUCGGCCUGGGCAAGCAGUUCUCACUCGCAUUAUCAGCUGGUGAUGGAAGAGGGUUGGGACAUUGA
This is a messenger RNA of Durusdinium trenchii, 1323 nucleotides long. The record is from the annotation of a GenBank genome assembly. NCBI's taxonomy places the organism in Eukaryota, Dinophyceae, Suessiales, Symbiodiniaceae.